CCGGCUCCCCGGGCUCCCCCCGCGUUCACUGAAGCGGAUGAAAACAAACACUCAGGAUGGCGGCGCCGGGCAGCGACCGGCUGCGGGGACUGAGGCAGAAGUGAUCCGUGCAACAGCGAGGAUUUUCAAAGAGAACGGCUCGACGUUGAGUGCGACAACUCGCUCAGUCCUGGGAGGGAACACCCAGGGCCUUGUCAGCCAGGAGCCAGUCAAGACGUGAGGUGUCUGUCUGUCCGUGACCCGUGCUGUCACUGCUGCCCCGCAGCGCGGAGCCCUUAACCCGGAGGCUUAGCUGGCUGGCCCCAGGCCCCGGCCCCCGUAAUGAGAGUUCCGAGCUCCUCUCAGCUGCCCCAGCAUCGCAGGUGAGGGUGACUGUUGACUAGGAAAAAAAAAAAGAGACCCAAAGUUCACGACUGUCUUCUUACUGGCAGUGGAAGAACCCGUGGAAACCUGCGAUUCAUUCUCAUUAAAUACAUUUCUAGAUUCUUAUAGGCAAUGGAAACUGACCUCAAUUCCCAGGACAGAAAGGACCUGGACAAGUUCAUUAAAUUUUUUGCUCUCAAGACUGUCCAAGUGAUUGUCCAGGCUCGACUUGGUGAGAAGAUCUGUACUCGUUCAUCUUCAUCACCAACGGGUUCCGAUUGGUUCAAUUUGGCAAUCAAAGACAUCCCAGAGGUGACACAUGAAGCAAAGAAAGCACUGGCAGGGCAAUUGCCUGCUGUCGGGAGGUCUAUGUGUGUGGAGAUCUCACUCAAGACUUCUGAAGGGGAUUCCAUGGAGCUAGAAAUCUGGUGUCUUGAAAUGAAUGAAAAGUGUGAUAAAGAAAUCAAAGUUUCCUACACAGUGUACAACAGACUGUCAUUGCUGCUGAAGUCCCUUCUUGCUAUAACUAGAGUGACACCAGCCUACAGACUCUCCAGGAAGCAAGGGCAUGAAUUUGUCAUCUUGUAUAGGAUAUAUUUUGGGGAAGUUCAACUAAAUGGCCUAGGAGAAGGCUUCCAGACAGUUCGUGUUGGAACAGUGGGCACUCCAGUGGGAACCAUCACUCUUUCUUGUGCUUACAGAAUUAACCUGGCAUUCAUGUCCACCAGGCAAUUUGAAAGGACCCCACCUAUCAUGGGGAUUAUCAUUGAUCACUUUGUGGACCGUCCCUAUCCCAGCUCCUCUCCCAUGCACCCCUGCAAUUACAGAACUGCUGGUGAGGAUACGGGAGUGACAUAUCCUUCUGUGGAAGACUCUCAAGAAGUGUGUACCACUUCAUUUUCCACCUCCCCUCCGUCACAGUGUGUGUUUACUGUCACAAAGGCACAUUUUCAGACCCCUACUCCUGUGGUGACGGACACCCUGAGGGUCCCCGUGGCAGGACUGGCAUUUUCCCAUCAACUCUCAAGCUCUCGCCUUUCCUAUCAGCCUGCUGCCCUGGGCGUUGGAUCAGCUGACCUGGCUUACCCAGUAGUGUUUGCUGCGGGCCUAAAUGCCACCCACCCUCACCAGCUCAUGGUUCCUGGGAAGGAAGGUGGGAUCGCCCUUGCUCCCAACCAGCCUACACACGGUGCCCAAGCUGACCAGGAGAGACUGGCCUUGUACACCCCUUCAGACGGAGCCCACUGUAUGGCCACACCUUCCAGCAGCGAGGAUACCGAGACUGUAUCAAACAGCAGCGAGGGCCGGGCCUCCCCCCACGAUGUCUUGGAGACCAUCUUUGUUCGAAAAGUAGGGGCCUUCGUGAAUAAGCCCAUCAACCAGGUGACCCUGACCAGUUUGGACAUACCCUUUGCCAUGUUUGCGCCCAAGAAUUUAGAGCUGGAAGAUGCCGACCCUAUGGUGAACCCUCCUGAGUCCCCAGAGACUGAGUCGCCUCUCCAAGGGAGCUUGCACUCUGAUGGCUCCAGCGGGGGCAGCAACAGCAACGCUCACGACGACUUUGUCAUGAUUGACUUCAAACCGGCUUUUUCUAAAGAUGACAUUCUUCCAAUGGACUUGGGGACCUUCUAUCGUGAAUUUCAGAAUCCCCCUCAACUGAGCAGCCUCUCCAUUGAUAUCGGAGCACAAUCCAUGGCGGAGGACUUGGACUCCCUGCAAGAGAAGCUGGCUGUGCACGAGAAGAAUGUCCGAGAAUUUGAUGCCUUUGUAGAAACCCUGCAGUAAAAGUCGGUGCCCCGGAGUUCUGGCAGGAGCCCCUUUUUGCAGUCUAGGAGAUGAAGAAUUUCCCACUCAUCAGCUGCUCCCAUCCCUUGUCCUGCUCCUAGCUGGGUGCAAGGGAGGCUGGUUUCUCAGGGGAGGCCUCAAAGCACUUGCCCUAGUAGCGUCUGAGAGGACUCACCCUCAGGCCUUGGCGAUGGGAAGGCCCUUGGUAACAUGGGCCUCACUAGGCUGCUUCCCAGAGGCUGUCAUCUGCUCCUUGCCCCCACCUCCUGCUUGGCUCUGCCAUGCAGCUGGCCCUAGCCUGCCUGCCCUUCCCAUCAACCACUUGACAUUCCAGCCAUUGGCCCAGAUCUGUGUGGAGGCAGAAAGAGGAAGGAGACCGCUCUGGAGGGAGCAGGAAGCAUCCCUCAGGCCCUUUGCUGUUCCCUGUAGUUCUAUCUGCUUCUCCUCUCUCCACUCUCUCUCUGCCCCCGUGCCUGCACUUUUGGCAAUACUAUCGAGUCUCCUGCCCAGGGUGACAAGAACUCCUGCCCAUCCUGUGACAGCGUGUCCCAGCAGCCCUGGUGGCUGCCCGUGCUCAGCUCCUUGGAGGCUUGCGAGCAGAAUGGAGGAUCCUGCGGCCAGGACUCACAGUCCAGGUCCCCCACUCUCGCUGCUCCUUGGUUGUAGAACAUACUAAAUAUUUAUUACUUUCAGAGAAAUCAGAUAUUUUAUAGAGAAAAUAAGUUUGAGGCUAAGUGUUUUCACUUGGAGAAGGUGGAGGGCCACCUUCUGGUGCAGGGAAGCCCCCAGAUGACUACGCUGAGGCGUUCUUUCCCCAGAGGUGGGAGGUGUGGGCCCAGAAUAGGGCCGGCCUUCCGGAAGGCUGCAUUGCAACUGACAGUGGUUCUCCCUCAGAUCACAGCCCCGAGUCUCACCAGCUUCUGCUGACCGUUCCAGCAGCCCAGGAAGUCUUGGGAGCUAAAUGGGGUGACACCCCAGCGUUGUCACACGCCAUGCCCCAGGAGUGUUGCGUGUGGUUGUUUAGGGCCCCAGGAAGGCUAGACAGGCUGCUUUUCCUGUGGUUCUCGUUCUUUCUUCUUAGGCCUGGAUUUUGGAUGAGUUCCUCCUGCAGCCUGAGCCCAGCCACCACUUUCGUUUCAUCAUGGGGUCUGUACCCUGCCCAGAGGUUUUCUGGCUGGAUUGGUUCUUUGUUGAGAAACCAGAGCUGGGCAUAGAGUUGACUUAACCCUAUAGGUACUGUUACUUAAAUAAGUCAAGUGCCUAGCCUCCCCUCUACUUACAUCUGUCCUUCCCCCAGCCAAGGCCUCACCUCUUCACUUCUGGCCUGCCUGGGGUGUUAGCUCACUGGCAGCAGCUGCUCUUCAGUGGACCAGGCGGCCCUCAGUAAACUGCGUGUGACUCUGCCCCACCUGCCAGGGCGACUCUGGAGGCCGCAGGGGCUCUGAUGAAUCUCAGGUGAGGCUUAGCCUGUGCCUCCUGUUGUGUUAAAAAAAAAAACAAAAAAACCACCUCCCAGCAGAUGGGUCCAACUUGCCUUCUCCAUUUGGGCCAGAGCAAAACCCACGGCUUGCUAAAUCAAUCCAGAUCUACCCCUAAGGCCCUGGGUAAAUUACUCCUCUCCUUAGUGCGCCCCCUCCCCCAUACGUACAAUUUUAGCCCCUGCCCUCCUUGUGCGGCCUUGCAUGGAAAGGACCCUUAGCCAUCAUCCAAAGCAGUCGUCUUCCCUGUUUGUGGCCCCUGUGGGCGGGCAGCAGCCUUUCUCCAGGAGCCCAUCCCCAAGAGGCUGAGCUGGGAGGAGAGUGUUGUCAAGGCUGGCCCUGCCCAUCAGCCAAUAGCAGAGCCCCUAUCCCUCCCCCAGCCUAUCUGGUUUGGAAAUACUGAACUGUUCUUUAAAAAUAUAUUCAAGAGGUUUCCAAUAAAAUUCUUUUCUGUACUUUACAA
Molecule: messenger RNA, 4089 nt
Organism: Erinaceus europaeus (western European hedgehog)
Lineage: Eukaryota; Metazoa; Chordata; Mammalia; Eulipotyphla; Erinaceidae
Gene: ATG13
Product: autophagy related 13
Exons: 19
Coding region: 496-2148 (550 amino acids)
Biological process (GO): autophagosome assembly; mitophagy; protein localization to phagophore assembly site
Cellular component (GO): phagophore assembly site; Atg1/ULK1 kinase complex; extrinsic component of membrane
Source: RefSeq, a predicted model, not a curated record